Molecule: messenger RNA, 1992 nt
Organism: Striga hermonthica
Lineage: Eukaryota; Viridiplantae; Streptophyta; Magnoliopsida; Lamiales; Orobanchaceae
Source: the annotation of a GenBank genome assembly
AUGAUAAGCUUAGCUUCGUUUCAAGUUCUUCUGCUCAGUACAACAUUCUUGCUUUGGGAUUGUGUUGCAUUUCCAAACAAUGAAGUUGAAGCUUUAAUCUCUUUCAAAAGGGCUGUUUUUGAGGACCCAUUACUGGCAUUGUCCAAUUGGAACCCUCUUGAUUACAACCCUUGUGGUUGGUCUGGUGUUUAUUGUUCUAUAGCUGGAGAAUAUGUCCUAAAGAUUAACAUAUCGAGGGCAUCUUUAAAGGGUUUCAUUGCACCAGAGUUUUAUCAACUCACCUAUCUGCAAGAACUUAUUUUGCAUGGGAAUUUGUUGAUUGGUACAAUACCCAAGGAAAUUGGAUUGUUGAAAAACUUGAAGGUAUUGGAUUUUGGAUCGAACCAGCUGACAGGUCCAAUCCCACCCGAGAUUGGAAACUUAACCGGCAUUCAGAAAAUAAACCUUCAGUCGAAUGGCUUGACCGGAAAGCUGCCUAAUGAACUUGGUAAUUUGAAAUACCUUGAGGAACUUCGACUUGAUAGAAACAAGUUCAUAGGAAAUAUUCCGGAUGGUAAUAGCUCAACAUUUUCAUCAGCAAUGAAUGGAAUGUAUGCUUCUAAAAGCACAAGCGUUAUGGGAUUCUGUGGAUCCACACAGUUAAAGGUGGUAGACUUAUCGUACAACUUUCUGGUUGGGAUCAUACCUAAGUGCUUGGGGUAUUUACCAAGAUCAAGCUUUCAGGGAAAUUGCCUUCAAGACAAAGAUCCCAAACAGCGUCCUGCAACUCAAUGUGGUACACCUCGUCCGCCAAUCAAAACUCAUCCGAGAGUCGGCACAAAGCAUGGGCCUAUGGAAGAUAAGUCGAAGCACAAGUCAAAUGAUUCAAAACCUGCAUGGUUGUUAGCUCUCGAAAUCGUAACAGGAAUCAUGGUUGGUUUGCUCUUUGUGGUUGCUGUUUUCACCGCCUUUCACAAAUUGAAGCGAAAACCUUCAAUCAUUAUUCCAUGGAAGAAGUCUGGAAGUACAAGGGAUUACAUGACCAUUUACAUAGAUUCUGAAGCAUUGAAGAAUGUGGUAAGAUAUAGCAGACAAGAACUUGAGGUAGCCUGUGAAGAUUUUAGCAACAUCAUUGGCUCAUCUCCAGAUAGCCUUGUGUACAAAGGCACAUUGAAAGGUGGGCCCGAAAUUGCUGUGAUAUCCCUUUGCAUCAAAGAAGAGCACUGGACAGGCUACCUCGAACUUUACUUUCAACAAGAGGUGGCUGAUUUGGCGAGAUUAAGUCACGAAAACAUAGGGAAAUUGCUAGGAUAUUGCAGAGAGAGCAAUCCAUUUACGAGGAUGCUGGUAUUCGAGUAUGCAUCGAACGGGACAUUCUAUGAGCACCUUCAUUAUGGAGAAGGAUGUCAGUUUUCUUGGACCCGUCGCAUGAAAAUAAUUAUUGGUAUUGCUCGGGGACUGAAGUAUCUUCAUACAGAGCUUGAUCCUCCAUUUACUAUAUCUGAAUUGAACUCUAGCUCUGUUUAUCUGACUGAAGAUUUUUCUCCUAAGCUGGUUGAUUUUGAAUGCUGGAAAACAGUCCUAUCGAGAUCAGAAAAGAGUUCAGGCGCAAUCAGCAACGAAGGGGCUGUUUGUAUUCUUCCAAAUUCCUUGGAAAGACGCCAUCUCGAUAUCCAAGGGAACAUUCAUGCUUUUGGGAUUCUCUUACUUGAAGUUGUGAGUGGGAGACCUCCGUAUUGCAAAGACAAAGGCUCUUUACUCGACUGGGCCAAGGAAUAUUUAGAUUCGCCCGAUGCCAUGGCCCGUGUGGUGGAUCCUGAACUGAAACAUUUCAGACAAGAAGACCUUAAGGUGAUAUGUGAAGCGGUGAACUUAUGUAUUCAUCCGAGUUCGAGCAUGAGGACAUCCAUGAGUGAGUUGUGCUCGAUGCUCGAAACUGGAAUAGACACAUCGAUAUCGGCCGAGUUCAAUGCAUCCUCUUUAGCUUGGGCUGAACUCGCGCUUUCUUCAUAG